Messenger RNA from Cyclocybe aegerita, 2871 nucleotides. Lineage: Eukaryota; Fungi; Basidiomycota; Agaricomycetes; Agaricales; Hemipholiotaceae. The record is from the annotation of a GenBank genome assembly.
AUGGCAGCCCUGUUAGAGUUUGUCACACAAUCUGUCACUGAUGGUUUGGGAAUGCCGAUCACAACUCGCCGGAAUGUGCCCCCUUGGCCCCGUUCUUGUCCCCUACGAGGUGGCCGCUGUUCCGUGCUCCCCCUACCCUAUUUCCCCGCCUAUAUCUUCCUAAUAUCCUCUCCUCUGUCCGCCAUGGCAGCCGUCACGAUAUACAACAGCGACUACGACCUCUGGGAUGCCUGGCUUCACAAGAUCUAUGAAACCACCCAGCAGGAGAACUGGUUCAUGCCUAUUGAGGAGACCGUCUCGACUGGUGUCGCCAUGCGCGUCGAGAACGGCUUCUUUCGCGUCUUUCCUUACGAGACCCCGGCACUUAUCCCGUUCGAGGCGGCUGUGCGCAAGCUGAACCCUGUCGUUGCUGUCAAGAUUCGCAACACGGCCGUCCAGGCGGCUAUUCGCAAGAUCGGUCCGAACGACGACUGUCUUUACAUCGACGCCAACACCCGCAUCCAGAUAAUCGACACCAUCGACUUCCUUCCCCAAGCCGAGAAAGACCAGUGUGGCGCCUUUAUCCGAGACGAGCGGGCUGUGGUCCUCUGGAGUUACAGCUUAGAGAACAUCAUCCCUCUCUGCAAAGAAUUUGAGGAAAAGCUCAUCAAGCACAUUUGGCGUACUCGGGCUAUCGGGCAUCGACCUUCCCAGCCUCUUGCGUCUCCAGUACCCACCCCGGCAACGAACGCCGCGCUCUCUCCGGAUGGCUCGCAAACUGAACUCAAUGAGAAGGCGCCCGAAGCUCAAGUCGAGGAGGUCAAACAGGAGAAAGAAUCUGCUCCUGCUGCUGCGGCUCCACCACCAAAAGGUUCCUGGUGGAACUGGAAGCUGCAACCACGCGCACCAGCCGCACAGUCAUCGCCCGGAGGCGAUCCAGAGAAGGGUGGCAAGCGCAAGGAGCGGAAAUUGGUCCUGAUAGGUCCGAUCUAUGCUGGUUGUGGUGCUGCGCUGGCAGCUUAUUUCAUGACAUCUGGUGUUUCUGUCCUUCUCGAAGAGUACGCUCUUGAUGGCGACCUCACUCGAUUUGCGCUUCUUGUCACUAUGCCUGUUAUCUAUUGCGUUUCUAUCUUCUUCUGCCUCCAGCUUAUUGGGAACUUGUGCCUCAUAUUCGGACCAGUCGCUCAAUAUCAUGAAAACUCCAUGUACUAUUCGGCGGUCAAGCCCGAACCUAAUGCAGAGGUUGACCGAAACCUGCCGCAUAUCACAAUUCAGAUGCCCGUCUACAAAGAAAGUCUUGAGCACACUAUUGCACCUUCUGUGUACUCCGUCAAGAAGGCCAUGCAGACGUACGCUCGUCAAGGGGGCACAUCUGCAAUCUUCGUCUGCGACGAUGGUAUGCAAUUGAUCAGCGAAGAAGACCGGAAAGAGCGGACUGCAUUCUACGCGAAUCACAACAUUGGAUGGGUGGCUCGUCCUGGCCAUAACUCUGCCCCCGGUGGUUUCAAACGUGCGGGCAAGUUCAAGAAGGCCAGCAACAUGAACUACGGUCUAGCUCUUUCCCUCAAAUUGGAGAAGUUCCUUGCCCAAUUGGAGACAGAGGGCGCCGAGGACGACGGUGACGAAUACCUAGAAGAUCGUGCUAUGAAGAUGGCACAAGAGGAGCUUUAUGAGGAAUCGGGUCGCAAAUUCAUGCCUUGGUGUGCUAACGGCAAGUCUCUCCGGAUGGGCGAAAUUAUCCUUAUCAUCGACUCCGAUACGGUCGUCCCCGAGGAUUGCUUCAGAGAUGCAGCUCGCGAGAUGUAUGAAUCCCCUGACGUCGCUAUCAUCCAGCACGAGUCAGAUGUCCUCCAAGUUGCCCAUCACUAUUUCGAGAACGGUAUCACCCACUUUACACGGCGUAUUAACAAGUGUAUCUCCCUUGGUUGCGCCAAUGGGGAAGUUGCGCCUUUCGUCGGACAUAACGCCUUCCUUCGCUGGUCUGCGGUUCAAGAUGCAUCGUUCAUUGACCCUGCGGACGGUAAACGGAAACAAUGGUCUGAAGCCAACGUCUCGGAGGACUUCGAUCUCGCUUUGCGGUUGUUGUUGAACGGCUACACUCUCCGAUGGGCUACCUACUCAGAUGGCGGCUUCAAAGAGGGCGUAUCGUUGACCGUCGUCGAUGAGCUCGCCCGCUGGCAAAAAUACGCUUACGGCUGUAACGAAAUUAUUUUCAACCCGCUCAUUCGAUGGUGGCGACAGGGACCCAUUAGCCAACAACUCCGAGGGUUCGUGUGGUCCAAGGCUCCUGUGCACUACAAGAUUGGAAUGAUGUCCUAUAUGUUCUCGUAUUAUGGGAUUGCUGCCGCAACCGUGGGCUCGAUUCUCAACUACCUCCUCCUCGGCCUUGCCCCUCAGAUCGAUCGGUUCUAUCUGCAUAGCUUCGAGAUUCUCCUUGCCUGUACGGUCGUGUUCCCCGGUGUAGGCAACUUGGGGUACACACUCUUGGAAUAUCGACUUGGACAGCGCAAUUUCUUCGGCGCUAUGUUUGAGAACUUGAGAUGGGUACCAUUCUUCUUGUUCUUCUUCGGCGGCCUCAGCAUCCACUUGUCGACCGCUCUGCUGGCGCACUUGUUCUCGUACGACAUGACCUGGGGUUCCACUGGCAAAGAAGUUGAACGUUCUUCCUUCUGGAUUGAAGUACCCCGUAUCUGGCAACGCUUCAAGUUGUCGUUCAUCAUCUGCUUUGCCUGCAUUGCCAUGAUGAUUAUAUUUACGACAGACGUCGUGCCGUUUGAGUGGCAAAUUCCAGGUUGGGAAUGGGCCUUGAUCAUCCCCCUCGCACUCGUGGUUGGCUGCCACAUCUUGCUUCCAAUUGUCCUCAACCCUUGGUUGAUGAUUUUCUCGUAUUAA